AAACCACUAUUUCUGGCACUGGGUUCGCAGUUCAAAUGAGUGCAAUAUCAACACCAGCAGCAGAGGACGCACAUACGAGAUUGCGGAGAUUAAUAUCUCAGCAGACAGAGUUGAGAGUCCUAAUGACAACCUGGAUCAGACUCCCUUGUUUUCAGACCAGGCAGGUCCACUGUUCCCUUUAUCAUCUUUCCGUCUCCUGGUUCCACCUCUACGACUGAUGUCAGCUUUCAUGUGGCAAGUGGCUCAAGAGCGUAAUGUGAUGCACUAUGGGAAGCUGGAGGAGUUCGUGACUUUGGUGACAGAGAUGGUUCCAGAGCUGCUGAGCUCCAGGCAGAGGACCCAACUCAUCCUGGGACUGAGAGCAAGGAUGGUUCUAGAGUUGUUUCGUAAUGAAAACCCACCGGACCCCCAGACCAUCCAACUUCAUUUGGACAGAAUCAAAACUUCUUCAGUACAUGCUGUGCACGAGGAUUCACAGAGUAGAAAUGAGUUGGAGGCUUCAGAGUCUAACUUCGUGGAGCUGGUCAAAACCCUGCUCGAAGACCCGUCUGAGAAGAAGCACUUCUUCCAGGUGGUGUUCCCAAUACGUUACGGCCCUCGGUAUGACACAGCACUGCAGAUACUGGUGUGGGAGUUUCUCUCCCGACUGGAGGAGCUGCUGCCUGUACCAGACCUUACAGAGACAGCAUCUUGUCUCAGCCUUGCCCCCUCUGACCUGGAGGAGUUCUGGCAUUCUGUCUCUGACCCCGAGCACCUGAAGACACUGCUGCAGCAUCAUAGACAUCUGGGUCACUUGAGCAAAAAUGAAUUCUCCAACCAGGUCGCAGACAACAUCUUGUCCACGUUGUCAAUUCCUCAAAUUCAUGGCCUAAAGUCAAGUCUUGAUGGACAUGAAGGCAUGAAAGGGAGCACAGAGGGGUGGAAGAUCAACAGUGAGGAAGAGGAAGGAGGAGAGUUGCAUUUUGAAAAGACCUUGGAGGAUGAUGGAAGUGAGAGAAAUGAAGACACUGAGAGAGGAUUGAAGGAUGAGGAUGACGCAAAGUGGACCUCCCCUCUGAGUGAACCAGAGGACUCGGAUGAACCAGCUAGUGACAUGUCCUCCCAGGUCUUCUCCUGCCCCCAGUGCCCAUUCUCCCACAGGGAAAUGGUGGAUCUUCACCAGCACAUCAGGAAGGAACAUCUAACAGAGGAGGACAGCAGGAGCCUGGACUCUGGAGGAGCUGAGAACUCACUGCCGUCCAGUCAAACAGCCAAGAGCUCCUCAGCCAAGAGCUCCUCAGCCAAGAGCUCCUCAGCCAAGAGCUCCUCAGCCAAGACCACCUCAGCCAAGAGAAUCAAUAAGAACACCUGCAAACAGUGUGGGAAGGGUUUCAGAUGCACAACUGACCUGAAACGACACCAAAGUGUUCACACCAGUGUGCAGCCGUUCCGUUGCAACCAGUGUGAGAAGAGAUUCAAAUCGGAGAGAUAUUUACAACUGCACAAGAAAAGUCACGACGUAGAACCGAUGCACAGGCCUAUUUGCCAACACUGUGGCAAGAGUUACACUAGUGCAGCGGUCCUCAAAAUACACAUACGCACCCACACCGGAGAGCGGCCUUACUCCUGCUCAGUCUGUGGAAAGAAGUUCAAUCAAAAGCACACAUUAGUUAGACACCUCCGGAUGCACAAAGGAGAGAGACCAUACCUGUGUAGCGUAUGCGGGAAGGCUUUCUUUGUUUCCGGGGAACUCUUAGUGCACAUGCGUUUUCACACAGGGGAACGACCUUACCGCUGUAAACCGUGUGGAAAGGCUUUCAGCACGUCAUGCGCUCUCACGUCGCAUAAGCGAUGGCACUCAAACGAGCGCCCAUUCACCUGCUCCCUGUGUUCAAAGGGCUUUGCGGAAACUGGUGGCCUUAAAAGACACAUGUUUAUUCAUACCGAGGAGAAGCCCCAUUACUGCCACACGUGUGGGAAAGGAUUUAGUCAGUUGAGCAACAUGAGAAUACAUUUGAAAACUCAUAAAAAAUAAUGUCAUUGGCUCUCUUAAAAAGGAAUUUUUAACUGGUGUAAUGAUUAUUUCUCCUUAAGCCAAAAGUAAGAAAAAAAUGAAAUUGUAUUAUAGGUAAUAUACAUUGUCCUGACAAAGUUUUCACCAUAUAUUGACUAAGUAGCCAUUCUGUUACUUUCCCUUUGGUAAUGUGAUCGGUUGUUAAGGAACUUUGGGCACAGACUUCACAAUGACACUGAGGUUUUACUUAGUGCACUGCCAACCGUACUGUACUCUGUGAGCACAGUAGGGUUAACAUGAUGUAAGCAUGACACGUAGUUCGUUCUGUACCUGAAGUAAUGAAAAAAAGUUUUGACCGCAACUAUCAAGUUGUCCUUUAAUAAUCAUUCAUGUGUUUUGGGGCAAGCUGAUGUAUGUUGGAACAGAGUCCUCCCUUUUCUCCUGCGUAGUCAUCUUCCUGCGUAGUCACCUGUUCACAUGUCCUUGUCUGAGGAAAUGCUAUUUUCAGUACUUCAGUCAGGCACCUGAUUCCCUUCUGGUUCAUGCUGGGCUGAAGUGCAAUUAGGUACACUUUGUUUCCAUUGUAAUCAGACCUGGGUUCAAAUACUAUUUCAAAUAUCUCAACUUUCACCUACAUUGUCCAAGUAUUUUAAUGUAUUUGAAAAUACUCAAAUACACUCCCAUGCAUUUAAACCAGGUUUUUGAAAAUAGUAUUUAAAAUAAGUGUUUGAAAAUACUCAUACUACUUGGUUUUUACAAAUAGCCAUUCAAAUAGAAGUAUGUGUUUUGGGCUUUGUAUUUGAAAAUUCUCAAAUACAUUUUUCAAUGUAUUUUAAAUAGCAGAUAUCAAAAUACAUAUUUGAACCCAGGUCUGAUUGUAAUAAAUGAUCACUCAGUAAUUGUCUGUGAUGACUCAAUUUACAAAUGAUUAACUAAUACUACAGCAUGUGUAUGAUAUAUGUAUAUUAUUAUGUACGUGAUGCUACAUUUAUUAUCCGUCAAACACUUUUUUUAAGUGUGGGAAAGGAUUUACUCGGAUGAGCAACAUGAGACUACGUUUGAAAACUUGUCAGAAAUAAACUCAUUGGAUCUUU
This is a messenger RNA of Salvelinus fontinalis (brook trout), 3087 nucleotides long. RefSeq names its product zinc finger protein ZFP2-like. The transcript is spliced from 9 exons. Gene Ontology annotation, biological process: regulation of transcription by RNA polymerase II. Lineage: Eukaryota; Metazoa; Chordata; Actinopteri; Salmoniformes; Salmonidae. Gene Ontology annotation, molecular function: DNA-binding transcription factor activity; RNA polymerase II cis-regulatory region sequence-specific DNA binding. The record is from RefSeq and is a predicted model, not a curated record. Bases 218 to 2014 code for a protein of 598 amino acids.